Molecule: messenger RNA, 1825 nt
Organism: Scaptodrosophila lebanonensis
Lineage: Eukaryota; Metazoa; Arthropoda; Insecta; Diptera; Drosophilidae
Product: apyrase
Exons: 8
Coding region: 46-1698 (550 amino acids)
Biological process (GO): AMP catabolic process
Cellular component (GO): plasma membrane
Molecular function (GO): 5'-nucleotidase activity; metal ion binding; nucleotide binding
Source: RefSeq, a predicted model, not a curated record
ACCGAAACGUAGCUGAGUGCCUAUAUUUUUAAUUAGGAUACCAUUAUGGAAAAGUUCUAUGUUCUCCUACUGGUGCUGACAACACUUUGUAUCCAAUUUUCCCAGGCACAAGAUCGAUUUCCAAUAUCUAUAAUACACAUUAAUGAUUUCCAUGCCAGGUUCGAGCCAACGGACACCAGUGGAGGCACAUGUGACGAGGGGGAGCAGUGCAUUGGCGGCUAUGCACGCACCGCAUACACAGUGAAGCGUCUGCUGGACGAGCAGAAGGACCAGAAUCCCAUCUUCAUAAAUGCCGGUGACAGUUUCCAGGGAACGCUUUGGUACAACAUCGGCCGUUGGAAUGUGACGCAACAGUUUCUGAAUAUGGUCCCAGCGGAUGCAAUGACCCUAGGCAACCAUGAGUUCGAUCAUGGUGUGGAAGGUCUUGUGCCAUUUUUGGAAACUAUUGACACUCAGAUGCUGGUGGCCAACAUGGACGCCUCCCAUGAGCCCACGUUAGAAGGCAAGUUUAAGAAGUCGACCAUCUUAGAACGGAGCGGACGAAAAAUUGGUCUCAUUGGCGUCAUACUGGAGACCACAUAUGAUCUGGCCAAUACGGGAAAACUGAUAUUCCAAAACGAGAGUGAAGCUAUUCGUGAAGAGGCCGUGGAAUUGCAAAAAGAAGGUGCCGAUAUCAUUAUAGUUAUUUCCCAUUGCGGAUACGAUGUCGAUAAGGAGAUUGCGAGGCAGGCUGGCGACAUCGUCGAUGUCAUAGUGGGCGCCCACUCGCACACAUUCCUGUACACGGGCACACCACCUGGUCCGGAUACGCCAGCUGGCGACUAUCCCACUGAGCAUGUGCACGGGAAUGGGCACAGACUCCUCAUUGUCCAGGCAUCCUCCUAUGCCAGGUAUGUGGGCAAUAUUACAGUCUACUUCGAUGACGAGGGAAAUGUGGUCGAUUACGAGGGCGCCCCCAUCUACAUGAGCAGCGAUGUUCCCCAGGAUAAUGAAGUACUAAUGGCCCUGAAACAAUGGCAAGUCGGGAUUGAUGAAGUUGGUAACCAAGUUGUGGGCAGCACUCUUGUCUCUUUACAACAAGCCGAGUGUUCCAGAGCCCAGUGUAACUUGGGAGACCUAUAUACAGACGCCAUGGUGCAUGCUUUUAUUAAAAAUUCGUCGGCGUCAGCAUCCCAUUGGAGCAAAAGUACUAUUGGCCUGGCUAAUCAGGUCACUUUUACCCUGGAGUCCCUUCCAGUGGGUGACAUAACCUAUAAAAAACUUGUCGGCAUGUGUCCAUGGGCGGAUAGAGUGUAUGCCUUGACGCUGCCAGGUCAGAUUUUGUUGGACGUUCUGGAGAGCAGUGUGGCAGAUAUGAAAGCAAGGCAGACCGGCCCGUCGAGAUCACAGUUCUUCCAGGUCUCUGGUCUUCGCGUUAUCUACAACCUAACUGAAUCUGCCGGCAAUCGAAUUGUAAGCGUCCACACUCGCUGCAUCGAUUCUGGAGAGCUCCAGUACAAGCCCCUAGACGUUAACAAAGACUAUCGCAUAGCCGUUUUGGAAUAUCUCGUAAAGGGGACAAAUGGAACCGCUUUGAUUAAAGACAAUGCGAAAGAUAUAGAGAUUGGACCACUUGCUCUGACAGCACUUAUGGACUAUUUAGAUGCCGUUGGACCUAUCACUAAUGGACUGGAGAAGAGAAUUCAAUUUGUAACAUAAAUGAGCGAACAUUGUUUCAAUUUUCACUUCACUUUUCAGGGAAGGGCAAACAAAAUUUCAUUGCAGUUAAUAAUUGGAAAAAUCUAAAAAUAAAUGUUUCAAAAAUAAAAUCGAUAAUACAAGUAAA